Gasterosteus aculeatus aculeatus (three-spined stickleback) is the source of this 6336-nucleotide messenger RNA. Its product is annotated as ras-specific guanine nucleotide-releasing factor 1. Gene Ontology annotation, biological process: Ras protein signal transduction. Lineage: Eukaryota; Metazoa; Chordata; Actinopteri; Perciformes; Gasterosteidae. Gene Ontology annotation, molecular function: guanyl-nucleotide exchange factor activity. Gene Ontology annotation, cellular component: plasma membrane. The record is from RefSeq and is a predicted model, not a curated record.
CCCCCCCCCCCCACCCCCCACACACACCCAAGCCCCUUUCUCCCUCCCCCCCUUUUCUGUCUAUCUGUCGGUCAAUGUGGACCUUCAAAGCGCUCGGAGUAUGACAAAAGAUUUCAGGAUGCUGGAUUUGCGCCGCUCGUUUCCUCUCUUUGCACUUAAAUGCCAACGCGGCGAAUGCGUCGGACGGGGAGGACAAGCCUGCUGCUAGUGCUCCGCGUUUCACAAAGUCAACAUCUCGUUUUUUUCUCCCUGGAGCGACUCCAGAAGGAUGUAAGAGCCGAUCCACCUCGCGCAGCCGAAGUCUCCUCGUCAAGAUGCAGAAGGGAAUACGACUUAACGAUGGUCAUGUCACCUACCUGGGGCUUUUGGCGAAAAAGGAUGGUACGAGACGAGGGUGCUUGAGCAAAAAGAGCUCAGACAACACGAAAUGGCACACAAAGUGGUUUGCUUUGUUACAAAAUAUGCUCUUUUAUUUUGAGAACGAGUCCAGUUCUCGACCCUCGGGAUUAUACCUGUUGGAGGGAUGCAUGUGCGACAGGGCGCCUUCACCGAAACCCUCGCAGUCCGCCAAGGAGUGUUUGGAAAAGCAGUACUAUUUCACUGUCAGCUUCACACAUGAAAAUCAAAAGGCGCUCGAAUUACGCACUGAAGAUGUGAAGGACUGCGAUGAAUGGGUGGCUGCAAUAUCACACGCCAGUUACAGAAACUUGGCCAACGAGCAUGAGACUCUCAUGCAGAAGUAUCUUCAUCUGCUUCAGAUUGUGGAGACGGAGAAAACAGUUGCUAAGCAACUUCGACAACAGAUAGAAGAUGGGGAAAUAGAGAUUGAGAGGCUAAAGUCAGAGAUCUCUGGGCUGCUCAAGGACAAUGAAAAGAUUCACGACAGCCCUGCAGCCGCCCCCACCGACGAGGACUCAGAAAUCAAGAAAAUCAAAAAAGUCCAGAGCUUCCUGCGAGGCUGGAUCUGCAGGAGGAAGUGGAAGACAAUCAUCCAGGAUUACAUCCGCUCGCCACACGCAGAGAGCAUGAGGAAGAGGAACCAGGUGGUGUUCAGCAUGUUGGACUCGGAGGCAGAGUACGUGCAGCAGCUUCACAUCCUCGUGAACAACUUCUUGAGGCCCCUGCGCAUGGCAGCCAGCUCCAAGAAACCGCCCAUCACCCACGAUGAUGUCAGCAGCAUAUUCCUCAACAGUGAAACGAUCAUGUUUCUACAUCAGAUCUUUUACCAGGGUCUGAAAGCCAGAAUAGCGAGCUGGCCAACAUUAGUGCUGGCUGACCUGUUUGACAUCCUGCUGCCAAUGCUGAACAUCUACCAAGAGUUUGUGAGGAACCACCAGUACAGCCUGCAGAUCCUGGCUCACUGCAAGCAGAACCGAGACUUCGACAAGCUGCUGAAGCAGUACGAGGCCAAGCCCGACUGCGAGGAGAGGACCCUGGAGACUUUCCUCACCUACCCCAUGUUCCAGAUUCCCCGAUACAUUCUUACACUCCACGAACUUCUGGCCCACACACCACAUGAACAUGUGGAGAGAACCAGUCUGGACUACGCCAAAUCCAAGCUGGAGGAGCUUUCCAGAAUCAUGCACGACGAAGUAAGCGAGACCGAGAACAUCAGGAAGAACCUGGCAAUAGAGCGCAUGAUCGUAGAGGGCUGCGAGAUUCUCCUCGACACCAGUCAGACGUUUGUAAGACAAGGGUCUCUCAUCCAGGUGCCGAUGAGCGAGAAGGGCAAGAUCACCCGUGGGCGACUGGGCUCUCUGUCUUUGAAGAAGGAGGGGGAGAGGCAGUGCUUUCUCUUCUCCAAGCAUUUAAUCAUCUGCACCAGGGGUUCUGGUGGAAAGCUUCACCUCACCAAGAAUGGAGUCGUCUCGCUCAUAGACUGCACUCUACUGGAGGACCCCGAGGGGACAGACGAUGAGACCAAAUCCGACAAGAGCGGCCAGGACAUGGAGCACCUGGACUUCAAGAUUGUCGUGGAGCCAAAGGAUAGCCAGUCAUUCACGGUCAUCCUGGUGGCCUCCUCCAGGCAGGAGAAGUCUGCGUGGACCAGUGACAUCAGCCAGUGCAUAGACAACAUCCGCUGCAAUGGGCUGAUGAUGAACGCCUUUGAAGACAACUCCAAAGUCACAGUGCCGCAGAUGAUCAAAUCCGAUUCAAGUCUGUACUGCGACGACGUGGACAUUCGCUUCAGCAAGAUGAUGAACUCCUGCAAGGUGCUGCAGAUCCGCUACGCCAGCGUUGAGCGCCUGCUGGAGAGACUGACUGACCUCCGUUUCCUCUCCAUCGACUUCCUCAACACCUUCCUACACUCCUAUCGCGUGUUCACCACCGCUGAUGUGGUGCUAGACAAACUCAUCACCAUCUACAAGAAGCCCAUCAGUGCCAUCCCUGCUCGGUCCCUGGAGUUAUUCUUUGCCAGCAGUCAGAACAGUAAACUGUUGUACGGAGAACCUCCCAGCUCCCCCAGAGCCAGCAGAAAGUUCUCCUCCCCACCUCCUCUUGCUAUCACCAAGAACUCAUCCCCCAACCGCCGGCGCAAGCUCUCCCUCAACAUCCCCAUCAUCACUGGGGGCAAAGCGCUUGAUCUGGCUGCUCUCAGCUGCUCCUCAAAUGGCUAUGCAAGCAUGUACUCAACCAUGUCUCCAUUCAGCAAGACCACCUUGGACAUCAACAAGCUUUACGUGUCCAGUUCCAUCUCGAGCAAAAUCACUGACGAGGGAGAGGACAAGAAGGACAAAGUGGAGGAUCCGUCAGUGACCAAGCAAGAUCUCUCCGUACGCGAAGAAACUGACAAUGAUCCCAACCAGAGUGAUGAAGGGGACCAGGAAGCCUCUCCCACCAAAUCCCCAACCACGCCAAAAAACAUCAAAUGCAAGAACCCUGCAGAAUUCUCCCUUUUUUCCUACAACAAUGGCAUGGUGAUGUCCUCCUGUCGAGAGCUGGAUAACAACCGCAGCGCCGUGUCUGCCACCUCGGCCUUCGCUAUCGCUACGGCUGGAGCCAAUGAGGGCACACCGACCAAGGAGAAGUAUCGCCGGAUGUCCCUCGCCAGUACUGGCUUCCCAACAGAUCAGAGGAAUGGAGACAAAGAAUUUGUGAUCAGACGAGCAGCGACCAACAGAGUCCUGAAUGUUCUGAGGCACUGGGUGUCCAAACACUCUCCGGACUUUGAUAACAACAAUGAGCUGAAGACAAAGGUAAUUGUCUUCCUGGAGGAGGUGAUGCAUGACCCUGAGCUGUUGACCCAGGAGAGGAAAGCAGCUGCCAACAUCAUCAGAACUCUAACUCAGGAAGACCACGGUGACAAUCAGAUCACCCUUGCAGACGUUACACAGGCGAUGGGUGAAGGGAAGGUCGAGCAGUUUGAGAGUCACUCUGCGUUGGAGAUCGCAGAACAACUCACUCUGCUGGAUCACCUGGUGUUUAAGGUCAUCCCAUACGAGGAAUUUUUUGGACAAGGUUGGAUGAAGAAUGACAAAAACGAGAAGACACCGUACAUCAUGAGAACAACGAAGCACUUCAAUGAUAUAAGCAACCUUAUUGCCACGGAGAUCCUGCGCUGCGAUGACGUGGUCCCUCGGGUGUUCGUCAUAGAGAAAUGGGUGGCUGUAGCAGACAUCUGCCGCUGUCUCCACAACUACAACGCCGUGCUGGAGAUCACCUCCUCCCUCAACCGCAGCUCUGUCUUCCGUCUCAAGAAGACCUGGCUCAAGGUUUCCAAGCAGACAAAAGCAUUGAUUGACAAGCUGCAGAAGCUGGUGUCGUCAGAAGGGAGGUUCAAAAACCUGAGAGAGGCUUUGAAGAAUUGUGAUCCUCCCUGUGUUCCCUAUCUGGGGAUGUACCUCACAGACCUGGCUUUCAUUGAGGAGGGAACGCCCAACUACACUGAAGACAGAUUGGUCAACUUCUCAAAGAUGAGAAUGAUUUCUCACAUCAUCAGAGAAAUCAGGCAGUUUCAGCAAACCGCGUACAAAAUUGACCUGCAACCAAAGGUAGCCCAGUAUCUACUGGAUAACAGCUUUGUUCUGGAUGAAGAAAGCAUGUACGAAGCCUCUCUCAGAAUUGAGCCUAAAGUGCCCAACUGAAGUUGGUUAUCCACAUUAUUUCCUCUGUUAAUAUUACACAUAAGUUAAGAAACACAUUGACUUUUGUAUAGUUGUACAUGUUUAAGAUAUCUGAUCUUCUGUACAGUAUGUGUUUAAGGUAUAUUUUUCGUUUAUUACUGUUGCCAUGACGCAAACUGGUUUAAGGUUUAUUUUUUUUCUUACAUUUGGGGUAUUUCAAGCAUAAUAACAGAGGUCCCUUUGCCUGCACGUAACUGUGUCUUCUUAGUGACCAAUGACAUUAUUUUGCAUUAUCUCAUACUGUGUUGACUUUGCACUUUCUGAGCACCCGUUGGCCGUUGUUCUCUUUGCCUGAGGUGCAUCGAUGACUGAGUUUCUCUGCAACCAAUGUAGCAUUGUAAAAAUGUAACGGCGUCAUAUCAGGUAAAAGACCACACAGAGUAUAACUGGAUAUAAACAUACAAAACAAUGAUCAGUGAGGCACCAAAAGCAAAACUGUCUCUAUGAUUCCAAAAACAAGAGGGAUUUAUGUUUUAAUGUAUGUUCUCUACUCCAAAGUCAGAUGUUCCUAAGUGUAUUUUUUUCCUCUAACAGUAUCCUUGUGGACUGGCCCAAUGAGAAAGACCGGAUCUAACCUAGGGAACAUAAAACUUCAGAAAUACUAUAACAAAACUCACAUAAUCUUUUCUGAUUUUUCAAUCAUUUGAUAAUUCAGUACUGGAGCAAUUUAGAUUUAAAUUUAAAUUGAGGGGAUCACCUAAAUAAUGAUAAUGAUGGCGCUCAAGGAAAAGGUGAAGAGAUUACUGUACCUCAGGAUAUUGUUUCUAAGGUUUUUUGUCCAAAGAAAUUCUUACUAAACUAACAUUCAUAAUUUUUUUUAAACAAAUUAAUAUUUAUUAUCAUUGUUAAAAAAGGUGGUUGAUAAGAACAGAACAGGCCUUGAUUUAUAAUUCAGACACACAGUUUCUUUGGUCCCUUGUUGCAAAUUCUCCGAAGGCUUUUUCAGUCCACAGGGAGGCAGAAAACUCUGCUGAAGACACAUCCUCAAUAACAUAAAAUAUAGAAGUUUUGAAAUACCUUUCUAUUUGUUGUAAAGCAAUACACUCUUCCUCUCUUGUCACACAAGGAACUGAAACAAAUCUUUAUCUGUGAUAAAAAGAGACUAAAACUCUUUAGGUUGUUGUGAUUAACGUGAAGUAUUUGACAUCUGAAAUUACUGUUACACUUAAAAUAUAUCAAUAGAGUACAGUGAUUUCUACCUGUGUUCAAAUUUAAUGUUUCUUGGACUUUAGUUCAACUCAUAAAAAAAAGAUCACAUGCGUUGGAAAGUGUUGUAUCUUCAGGUAUGGCAAUGAUUCUGUUGAGUAAAAGGUUUUGUAAUUAAAAGACAAUCUGUCCUUUUUGCUGUUCCAGUGAUUGUGGAACGUGACUGUAUAUCACUCUGUUAUAUGCAUUGCUGUUUAAAACUGAUGAAACGUACGUGAAUGACCUCUGCCUGCAGCAUUCAAACACUAUUUUUGUAGUAGUAUAAGAGAGUGACUUGCUCUUUAUAUGAAUAUGGAAAAGUAUUUUGUACUUUGUUGUUAAUUCCCCUCACUGAGAUGUGCUGUACGUUUUGUACAUGCAAACCUGCAUAUGUGGAACAGUGUAAUCCUUUCAACAACAAAAAAAUAAGUUGUAACUCAAGCUUGUACACUAAAAGCUACAACAGUGUGGCUCUGAAACUAUGAUUUAGAGAAGACAACCUCAGAGUGUUUUGCAUUAAAUACUGUUAUCCUGUCUAUAACCAUUUCUGUUAGCAGGAAUAUAGUAAUGUAGUGCUUAUUCUGUAAAUAUUUGUAUGUCAUUUCUACGAUGUAUGUACAGUACACUUUUGAAGCUCAUGUGGUAGGCAUGCAACACCUUCACAGACCAAAUAAUACUAUAUACUUAUACCGUAUACACGCACAUACUCUUAUAAAGGUAUAUCAACAAAUAAACAUUUUGCUGUUAGCAAUACCCAGUGGUAUGAAAAUUAUCUUUCAACCCUCAUGUUUCCACACCAUAAGAAAUAUUGCAAGUUUUGUAAGAAAACAAAGGAAAACACAACAAAAGUUAACAUAUGAUGAUGACAAUAACAAAUAAACAAGAAUAUGUUCCCAGUAACCUCUUGCUAAUAAAUCCAUUUGAUAUCAGGGGCAUUUUGUCUCAAGUGUUUUUGUAGACACCUUUGUUUUGUUGACAUCAUUAUGACUCAGAGUGAAACUAAAUAAAAUCGGUGUGUAUUUGACAA